ACGAAAUCGCUCACACAUCUCGGCAACUCCACAGAGAUCUGGGGCGCAUGAGCUUCCCCAGAUCACCCAAUAGAGUCGAUGGGCUCACCAAACGAGGUUGAACAGACUAGCCACACUUGUGGGGUCUGCUCCCGAUCUUUCACUCGCAUAGAGAAUUUGAAACGUCAUCAAAAGACGCACCAGAAUAAUCUCCCUCACCGUUGUAUGAUUUGCCAAAAGAGGUUUUCACGCAGCGAUCUGCUCAAGAAACACCAACGACUUCAUCAGAAGCUUGAAAAAGAGGAUUCAUUACGGGAAGAGCAUGAAUUGUCAUCAGCGAAGAAGGUGGAUUACUCCUUCAUCAUAGAGGACCCCAACCCACUUUCGUCCCUGUCGCGAAAUAGAGACAGAGAAACGGGAAUUGCACACCUGCCGCUUGUUGGCAACUCACGACUGCAGCACCUUAAUGCUGGCCACGCCAUGAACAAGACGCCUAGGACGAGUCAUGCUGCGUCUUCAGUUCUUUCACCAUCAUGCGUCGCGUUCUCCAGGCCACAAGAUACAACGGCAACAACCAGUGUGCUUGGAGCGAAUGUGGACUUCUCAUAUUUCGUCCAACAUUGGCAGGAUAGUCUGUGGGUUGACUCAAGCCAAUGGUUUACACCAGAUUUUUACGACGCCGUCCGAGAGACAUCACACAUAAGUGAUCCUUUCAUACUCCAAGACGAUUCGAUGUCACUAUCUGCUCACUGGAACUGGCUGGGUCAAUAUCCAGCGAUACCUGGCAGUAGUGCACCACAAUUGACCACGAACGAUGUCCAAGUCGCACCAUUAGUUCCAGCUGAAAUCUCGGAUGGGCCAGAGAGUAUAUCGAGAGUCAAUUCUCCUCCGAACGUGCCCUCUAGAGAGGACGGCGUGGCAUUUGCGUGGAACCCGUCGUCGAAGAGUCUUUGCCAAACACAUUCGAUUUCUAUCAACGAGUCGCACCCUCUUAUGAUUCUACAUAAUCCUCAAUUCGACAUAAUAGAAUCAACAUGGAUUCGCGUUCAAGAGUUUCUAGAGCUUGAAACUCCCGGCUCGGAGAAUCUGAUUCCGCCGUCUCUGGCAGUUGCGAAUGUGUUCUUGGGACUCUUUUUCGACUGUUUCUAUGAACAAAGUCCUGUACUUCACUUACCGACACUCUCAGUUGAUCAUUUGCCGGCAUCUUUACUAUCCGCCAUGAUCAUCAUCGGCGCCACAUACAGCCGUAUCCGGCACACAAGACGCUUUUCCAUAAUCAUGCUCAACAGAGCUCGUCAAAAUCUUCAAGUACUGAUCGAGGCCGACAAAAGCUUGACUAGACAUCCUGAAACUAUCUAUGCAUCUUCUCUCCUAGUGUAUACUGGGCUAUGGUGCGGAAACAAAGGGGCCUUUGAGACUGCCGAAGCAUCCCGAGGAAGUUUGGUGACAUACGUCAGACGUCUGUUCCAACCAAAAUCGAAGGUUGCGGAUGCCGCAGGGAUUCACGUUGAAGAUCGUUGGAGGGCGUGGGCAAAAUCUGAGUUCAAGCGCCGUUUACGCUGGUAUGUGUUCAUGAUCGACUCACAGUUCCCUGCCAUCUUGAACAUGCGGAGUAUGAUGUCUCUCGCAGAGGUCUCUAGGUGGGAGUGCCCGGGUGACGACGCCGCAUGGUGUACAACGAGUCCUCUUACCUGGGAAGCUCUAGUCAAAUCACUGGGGAGUUCACCGGCACCAGAGUUUGGCGUUGUCUACAAGGCUCUUACGAAUAACAGAAGAGCCCAGUCCACCAGUUUGACACCAUCAGUCCCUCUUAUUACCGAUAACAUCAGCCCGUGGACACAAUUCCUGGUUCUAAGCUCUUUGGCUAGCCAGGCACUGGACUGGUCGCAUGAUUGGUCGGUACAGGUCGGUAGUGACCUUGCUAUAGUACAAGAUAUGAACAGUGAUUGUCAUCAGGAAGGUCUGCGGAUACGGGACAACAUCAUUGGUAAGGCAUGCUGUCUUUCAGUCAUCCCCGCCAAAUCUGACGCUUUUACUUCAGCAUCUUUGAAAUCAUGGGAGUGCUACUACGGCACCAAGCACAGUGGUAACCCGAUCUCGGAUGGGGCACAAAGUCUAGUGCUGUACUUCCAAAAAGCAUCUCAGAUACUUCGUGGCCUGAUAAACAUUCAACUACAUACGUGCGUUGCUGAUUUGCAAGAUGCCCUUGGAAAAGGCGGAGCAAAUGCCGUUGACGAAAGCCUGGGCCGACUUCGAAUCUAUUUCACAAACGGGUACACCAGUUGUGUUGAUUCGCAUCAAGAGCCGCCAUUUGAGUCUCUAGACGCCUUUGCCAAAUCAGUCAUUGAAACUACAUCAAUCAUGAGCAACCCGACCUUACAGUCUGCCACACCUUACAGUAUCUUUGGAGUCUUCCUGAAUCAUGUCUUACAGUGGGCAUUUCUAAAAAGCAGCCCCGAAACGCUGAAGUCACACCUUCGUAGACAUCUCCAAGAUAUCGCUUUCUCAUACCACGGACAGGGCAUUUCGGAGCUCACUGGAAUACUAGAUUUUGGGCUCUCUUCAGCAGACCCGACAGGCAUAAACAGGGACAGGAGCCACUUAGUUCUCAUGCAAGCCGCGCAAAAUUUGGCGCUACUUGGCACUUGGGGCGCAUCGCUGAAUUUGGCCCUUUUGCUUCAGCUGAGAGCAAAAACUUAGUUUUGACGCUGUCCGUAUUAAGUUUUGAGUCUCAUUAUGGUCUGUUCAGGAAAGUUUUGCAAAAGACCUGAAGCCACAAUAUGCAGAAAUGAUGGAAGCUCGUUAAGCCCGUGCGAGAGACCAUCUCUCGUUAAGCAAGCUUUAAAUUGCAAGUUUCCACCCACGC
Colletotrichum scovillei is the source of this 2845-nucleotide messenger RNA. RefSeq lists its product as uncharacterized. Lineage: Eukaryota; Fungi; Ascomycota; Sordariomycetes; Glomerellales; Glomerellaceae. Gene Ontology annotation, molecular function: RNA polymerase II cis-regulatory region sequence-specific DNA binding; zinc ion binding; DNA-binding transcription factor activity, RNA polymerase II-specific. The record is from RefSeq and is a predicted model, not a curated record. The transcript is spliced from 2 exons. Gene Ontology annotation, biological process: regulation of transcription by RNA polymerase II; DNA-templated transcription. The coding region runs from base 79 to 2679 and encodes 866 amino acids. Gene Ontology annotation, cellular component: chromatin.